Messenger RNA from Moneuplotes crassus, 615 nucleotides. Lineage: Eukaryota; Ciliophora; Spirotrichea; Euplotida; Euplotidae. The record is from the annotation of a GenBank genome assembly.
UAUUUAAAUAAAAUGUUCAGACAGAUUUCAUGUAAUCCUCCCAAAAGAUAUGGUAAAGGAAUGACAAUUAACAGUAAUCCUUCAGAAAAAGUUCAACUCUCCGUCAAAGAUUGGCAACAACCACUGAAGUCGAACUUCGCCUACUCUUUCUACGACAUGUCAAAGCAAAGUGAUUUUCAAAGAGUAAAAAGACAUCGAAACCAGUCAACCUUCGGCUUGGAGCACAGCGAUACCAAGAUGAUGAAUAGAACUCUAGCCAAGGAUAGCUUCAAACCGUUCCCAAAAGAAACGAAGAGGACAUUGCCUACCAGAAGCAAGCUCGAGUUGAACCAAUCCAGUCUGAAGUUUGGAGAAGACAAACCAGAUUUUAGAUCAACCGCUUAUAGACUUCAUGGUGACCCUAAAACAAUGAAGUCUAAGAAAGACCCUGUUUUUAAAAAUUACAACCAAAGAGUCGAUAUAAUCACCGGUAAGCUCCACAACCAGAACCACAGAAGCUAUGGCUUUGAAGGUUGGAACGAACACAACCAAGGAAGGAUCUCCCAAAACAAAAUGGUCCUCCUCGACCAAAAAGUCAUCAACGAUCCCAUCACUGGUAGAAAAAUUCGAACAUAA